This is a messenger RNA of Podarcis lilfordi (Lilford's wall lizard), 10998 nucleotides long. NCBI's taxonomy places the organism in Eukaryota, Metazoa, Chordata, Lepidosauria, Squamata, Lacertidae. The record is from the annotation of a GenBank genome assembly.
GACGGAAUGUGGCCAAUGGGGCGCGGAGGGCGGGGCCUUGUGUUAGACCACGUGCGCUUCUGCUGCUGCCUGUUGAGUCUACAGCUGGGAGGCCGCUGCUGCCGCCGCUGCCAUGGGACUGGGCGCUGCAGCGGUGGGGGAUGCCUUGCGAGGCGCAGUCCGGGGGUCCGGCGUGCGGGUGAGGUUCGCGCCCAGCCCCACAGGUGAGCUGCCCCGGAGCCACGCGGAGCUCCUCGCCUUGCUGCCGAAGCCGCGGGGACUUCCUUGGGUCGCUGCCUGACACGAUUAGGAUUGUGCUGCCUUCCCGGGCAGUUUGCAAAAGCGAUUCUCCAAAUCGGAUAUUGUUAUCAUAUUUUUAAAAAUACGUGUUUGCUGGUUUGCUGAAACUACAGCUGUAAAAAGUCAAUAGGAUGUGAAGAGAAAUAAAAAGAGAACAAACCCCGCAGCUGUAACUGUGCCAUCAUAAUCAACAACAAAGGGAUAGUCUGAAACAGGUUUAAGAGAACCCAUCAGGGGAAAGGCAAAUAACCCAUUCCAUAGCGAUGCAUGAAUCGUUGGAGGUUUGUGUAAUACACUAUUGUUGGUUAUAAAUGGGAACCACGCUAUGUCAAAAUGAUUAUGCAUAGCCAUAUAACAAGUAUUAAUAGGUAUCAAUUCAUUUUUUUACCUGCCCUUCACACUUAAGGUCCCAGGAUGGGUUACAGCAUUCAAACUAUAUUAAAAACAACUUACAGUCAUUAAAAAAAUAAGGUCUCCCAAGAUUCUAGGCCUCUGACACUUACACACUUGCUCAUUGAGCUCAUUGGGAUCUAGUAAGCUUCAUGAAUCAUGAGUUGUGCAGGCCUAAUUGAAUGCCUCUUGGUUUUUAUUACUGUCCUUGGAGCUGAGAUGCUGCUGUUAUGCCCUUGGUGUGGGAUGAACAAAAACAAAGGGGGGGUUGUCAAAAGUGUCUCAGUAGAAAUCAGAGUAGAUCAUGGAAGCCUGAAGUAUGCUUAACCUUGUGGUUGAAGGUCCCUGAACCCAGGUGAAGUUGGAUAUGUGGGGAUAGCACAAGAAUUGCCCAGGUGCAUGGAUCAGACCGAAAGCCUAUCUUACUCAGCCUUCCCCAACCUGGUGAUCUCCAUAUAGCUUGCCUCGCAACUGCCAUCAUAACAGUGCUGGUUGCAGAAGGUGGAAAUUCUAUUCCAUCACAGCUGCAUCCAAAAAAGGCCAAGUGCAUGUUUCUGGGACGCUCAUAAAGGUGCCUUCCUUUGUUAAUCAGAGGUAGACUGCUCUUGAACACGGAGUUCCAUUUCAGCUGUCAUUGUUAACAUCCCUCAGCACACCUUUUCUCCCUACUUUUGCCUAUUCCUCUUUUAAAAGUUAACUAAGUAAACAGUUGCCUCUUUCUCUUGGGGCUGUGAUAUGCAUUGCACGUUCUGAACCAGCCAGCCUGAAUUCUAAUAUUAUUUUGAGAAGGAAGGUAGUUUUAAACUGCUUGCACAUUUUAAACCGUUCACUUCUCUCCUGCUCAUGUAAUUGGAAGUGGAAUGACUCUUGAUGUGGAGGUUCUCUUUUCAGCUAGAACAGCAAACAGCCUCUGAUUAUAGCACCAGAGUUGUGCCUCAUGUACCCUGUUCUUCCUUUUCUACGUGCUGAGCAGGGUUCCUGCACCUAGGUGGCCUGCGGACUGCUUUGUACAACUACAUUUUUGCCAAGAAACACCAAGGGAGUUUCAUCCUCAGACUGGAGGACACAGACCAAAGCCGGGUGGUGCCCGGGGCUGCUGAAGGCAUAGAAGAUAUGCUGGAAUGGGCAGGUAAUUCUGCUUGCCCACACAUGCAUGCAGUUCAGGCUCUAAUACAGGGGCCAAACAGUGUGUGGGGUUGCAUCCUUUGCCAGGUUUCCUCAGGGAAGCAGUGCAAGAUGAUCAGAUCCUCAAUAAUAAUAAUAACAACAAUUUUAUUAUUUAUACCCCGCCCAUCUGACUGGGUUGCAUUAAACAUUUAAAAACUUCCCUAUGCAGGGCUACCUUCAGAUGUCUUCCCAAGGUUGUAUAGUUAGUUAUCUUCUUGACAUCUGAUGGGAGGGCGUUCCACAGGGUGGGUGCCACUACUGAGAAGGCCCUCUGCCUGGCUCCUUGUAACUUCACUUCUCACAGUGAGGGCCCUUGGAGCUGGGUCUCGGUGUCCAGGCUGGAUGAUAGGGGUGGAGAUGCUUCUUCAGGUAUACAGGGCUGAGGCCGUUUAGGGUUUUAAAGGUCAGCACCAGCAUUUUGGAUUGUGCUCAGAAAUGUACUGGGAGCCAAUGUAGAUCUCUUUGUUCUUGGUUUUUCUGUCUUAUCCAGGGAGUGGGGAAAUAGAAAAUAUUCCAGCCCCCUCCUCUCGCCACCCCCGCUUUUCUUUCCCAGCAUCAUCAUAAACCACCUUGGAGAACAGGACAGCUGCCCCAUCACUCUCAGCAAGUUAUCUACCCUCCCUGAUGCUUAACCUCAUAGAAAGGGGUUCAGACUCCCCUCUCCUUGUUUCCUUGCUUACUUUCAAAAAAACGAAGCAAAACACAAUCUCCAAGUCAGCUACCUUGGCCUCAAGGAAACAAAUUUAUUUGCUGAUGGUGAGUUAUCCACCACACUUUAGACACAUGUGACUUCUGUCCAGCAAGCAAAGAGUUGUACAUCUGACACUCUGUGUUCAGUAAUUAGAUGGCUCCCUCCCACACUUGAUUUGUUUUUCCACCUGCAUAAUGUGCAUUUUCUUUGUUAUAGUUUUUCUGUUUGGAAAGUUGGGAUUUGCAAAAAGGGAGAGGGUUGAUUGCUCUGGCCUUCUGUCCCUGUGGCUGCACUCUCACAGGUGCCUAACUCACCUGCCUACUUCUUGAUGCUUUUGUCACUGGGGUGCCCACAAGAAUGCCUGCCCUUUUAUGCUACUGGCUAUCUUCCUCUAACUCUUGCUACAGACAUUUCCAUCAGAAAAGCCUUGUUUAAAAGGGGGAAAUGUGUGUAUUGACCACUGGGCUGCAGCACAGUCCAGUGAGUUGGGAUUUAAGUGACCUGGGAAUGGGGAUUUAUUUAAAAUCAGGGGAGCAGAUAAUGAGUCACCACUUCUUCACCUGAUAAAAUCAUCAUGUGAUUAUGGGAUGUGGGGACUUCCAGCCUCCCUGGGAUUUAAAUGAUCUGAGUCACUGUAAGACUAUCUCUGUCUGCACUUUUCUAAACUUGCACUCGAGUUCCCCCAGAGGCGUAGGAAGGGGGGUGCGGUGGGUGCAGUCUGCCCUGGAUGUCAUGACUGAGGAGGGUGACAAAAUGGCAGGCGAGUGGGCGGCACACCUCGCGCCUGGCGGCAACAGCUCUUAACCAUCCUCAGCAAUUUCCAAGUGGUCCACAGGAGGGCAGGGUGGACCACAUUUGGGAUCCCUUUGCUCUUGGUUGCUUCUGAAGAGCUGUCCCCUGCCUCCCCUUGCAGGCAUCCCACCCGAGGAGAGCCCUCGCCGGGGUGGCCCAGCAGCCCCCUACCAGCAAUCCCAGCGACUCAGCCUAUACAGGGAAGCCGCAGAGCUGCUUCUGGAGAAGGGGGCUGCCUACCGCUGCUUUUGCACCCCCCAGCGCCUGGAGCUGCUGAAGAAAGAGGCUCUGAGGAACCGGCAGACGCCACGGUAAGGAUCAGGUGGAGGUUAGACCUGGGUGUGCUCUCUGCGUGGCUGCUGACGCAACCUGGGUCCUGCUCAGCCGCAGGAUUGCUACACGUCUCUCUGCCUUUGACAAUUCUGCGUUCUUCCAAGGAGAGUCCUGAAUGCUGGUGGGAUGGGGGCUGACGUUUGGCUGAUGGGGAAUCAGGAGGCAGGGCUGGGUGAGUCCAAAGAAUUGUCCGUGUGGGGCUCUGUGGAGUUCGGGCCUUGACCCAGCAUGCUUACAAUCAGGAAUGGCCUUGAUGGCCAGGAAAGGCCAGUGUUUUCCUUAUCAGGCUUAUCGGCUUCAGAGGCCUGUUUCUCAAUCUCCAGCAGUAUCUGGAACAAUAGAGCAAGGACCUUUGCCUAAUGCGUUGCAGGGAGCUGGACUAAUUCUGUGAAUCUAAGAGGGAAGGAGAGAGAAGCACUAGCUGUGGCCUGACGCCCCCUCCCCAAAUUUCCUUCGUAUAUGUUCCUUGCUCUGUUGCUACUGUGGAGAAGGGCUUGGGAGAUCUUUUGCUAUGGCUGCUUGUGGGCAACAAUUUAUCCUGCUCAGAGUGAGAACUUGGAGGGUUUGGGGGUGGGGGCAAAAUGUGUUAAGUCAAAAGCCACAGAGUACAGGUUCUCUUUGUGGGAGAGACAGAGAGGGAAAGAGUCAUCAGCCAUAAUUGAAAAGGGGAUGAUGGGAACUAUCGCUAAGACCAUCUGUUUGUCUUCUUUUUUCUUUUUCUUAUGUUUAUAUCCCACCUUUCCUCCAAGGAGCUUAAAGUGGCAUACAGGAUUUUCCCUUUCCUCAUAUUAUCCUUACAAACAACCCUGUGAGGUAGGCCAGGCUGAGAGGCAGUGACUGGCCCAGGGGCCCCCCAUUGAGCUUCAUGGCUGAGUGGGGAUUUGAACCCCAGUCUCCCAGGUCUUAGUCCAACACACUAAGCACUACACCACACUGGCUCUGUUUGAAACAAAUCUGUUUGAAUGAUUUACUUGUUUUUACCUAGGUAUUUUGUUAAAUUGGAAAUACAGGGUUUUUGUAGCUGUAAUUUUCCUUGUUUAGUCAUUUAUUGUACCUGUUUUUGUGACUUUUUUACGUUGUUUUUCUCUUAUUUUCAUUGCUUUGUUCCCCACUCCGGGAUUGAAAAUACUGUGGGCUAUAAAUACUGCAAAUGAAUAAUAAAAAAAAUCAACAGGCAGGGAGUUCCUAAGUGCCAAUGUGCAACCCCUGUAAAAGUACAAGUUCUGGAGACACAUUUCCUGCCUCCAUCAAAGGCAGGGUGGUCCGGUCAGCUGGGAUUCUGGGUUUCUCAAAGCCUUGAAGUUUUGUGUUGGUUCAGUUGUAUUAGAACCAGCUGCUUAGGUUAUAGAUGAAGCCUGCUGCUGCUGCUGUUUCUUCAGAUAUGAUUCCUAACCCUGCCCCUCUCCUUACAGAUAUGACAACAGGUGCCGCCACCUGAGCCCCAAGCAGGUGGCCGAGAAGGUGUCUCAGGGCGCUGACUCUGUCAUGCGCUUCCGCCUGGAGGAGAACUCGGAACCCUUCUGCGACCUGAUCCACGGCUGGAGCAAGCACGUUGUCGCCAGCAUCGAAGGGGAUCCGGUGAUCCUGAAGAGCGAUGGCUUCCCCACCUACCACCUGGCCAACGUGGUGGAUGACCACGUCAUGGGGAUCAGCCAUGUCCUACGGGGGGCAGAGUGGCUCAUCUCCACCUCCAAGCACCUCCUCCUCUACAGGGCCUUUGGCUGGGACCCACCUCAAUUUGGCCACCUCCCGCUGCUCCUGAACAAAGACGGCAGCAAGCUUUCCAAGAGGCAGGGGGACAUCUUUGUGGAGCAGCUUGCGCAGGAUGGCUGGUUGCCCGAAGCCCUGCUGGACAUCAUGACAAAUUGUGGCUCUGGAUUUGCAGGUAAUGAGGCCGUAGCCCUCAACACCCCAGCAGGCUGGCUCAGUUGGUGUGAAUUCUCUGCUUGUAUUUGAAUCCUGCUUAUAAAAUUAUGGGUGUCCCGCUUUUCCACCUUGUCUUGGCAAAUGACUGUGUUCAGUGGAGUCUCUCCUGGAGCUGGUCCCUCCUUAGUAGGUAGUCCCUGGGCUUCCUGAGGCCUCCUGGGACAUUUUCUGCUUAGCCCAUCGCUGGAAUCCUAGAGUUGUAUGCCAUUGAUUCCAGUGGGUCCCAAAAUGGGGUACAGUUGGAUUAGCUGGGCAAGGGAGCUGCAGGCUGGUGCUAAAGGUGGAAAUAAUUAUCAUCAAUGUUGAUGAAUGAAUUAAAUUAAAGGGGACCCCUGACCAUUAGGUCCAGUCGUGACCGACUCUGGGGUUGCGGCGCUUAUCUCGCUUUAUUGGCCGAGGGAGCCGGCGUACAGCUUCCGGGUCAUGUGGCCAGCAUGACUAAGCCGCUUCUGGCGAACCAGAGCAGCGCACGGAAACACCGUUUACCUUCCCACCAGAGCAGUACCUAUUUAUCUACUUGCACUUUGACGUGCUUUCGAACUGCUAGGUUGGCAGGAGCAGGGACCGAGCAACGGGAGCUCACCCCAUCGCUGGGAUUCGAACCGCCGGCCUUCUGAUCAGCAAGUCCUAGGCUGUGUGGUUUAACCCACAGCGCCCUAUACAUAUCAAUAAAUUCUUGUUGGAGCAUGUUUUUGUCAUGUAAUUCUUCUACACAUUUCCAUUCUUGUUUGAGAUUUUAAUUAAUCUAAUCAAAAUCUAAUCGGACCUCUUGGUUUCAUUUGCAGAUAACAGGAUGGGCAGGACGUUGAAGGAGCUGAUUGAGGAGUUCAACGUGAGCAGGAUCGAAAGGCACUCGGCUCUGCUGGAUCUUGAGAAGCUGUCUGAGUUCAACAGGUGGAGGAACCAGAGGGGCGGGGUAGCACCAGCUUCCAUGCAUUUCCUGGUUGGCUGUUGAUCUGCGGGCUGUUUAUCCCCUGUGGGGAGGUCUGCAUCUGCUGAGCAUCACCUUUUGGUCCCCUUCCCUGUUCCCUUCCUUGGAGUCCAGUCCCCCUCCAGCUCAGGGGGUCUCUUCUGCCACCUCCUUGAAGUCAGGCUGCAUUCAGGGAAGAAAAAGCAAGAUGUCACAUAGGGUGCAAACAGGCAUCGCUGAGAAACUGAGGAAGUGUAUCCUAAAAGGUCAUCCCACUCCCUAUAGCUCAGCUGGUUAAAGCAUGCUGCUGACACUGUCAAGGCUGCAGGUUCAAUACCCAUGUGGAUAUUCUAGCUGCAUAUUCUAGUACUGCAGGGGGAUGGAUUAAAUGCUCCUCAGGUCCUUUCCAACUCUUCAGUUGUAUGAUGCUAUGAAGUGUCUUUGUUUGUGUGUGCACAGGAUCCACCUGACCCGUCGGAUUGAAGAUGACCUGCAACGGCAAGAGCUGGUGGCAGAGGUGCAGGCCUCUGUGGAGGAGACCUACGGGAGCCAGGUGGUAGACCGGGAGGUCCUUGAGAAGGGCUACGUGGAGCAGGUGCUGCUGCUUAGAAUGGUAAGUCAGGCAAAGAGGGUGUGUGUGUCUGUGCACAAGUGUGCCUGCCUCUUUACUUUCUUGUUGUUGUUGUUUUAAAUAAACUGCCAACAUAACGAAAGGAAAGAAAACAAAGGCCCUAAAUUUUAACACCGCAAAGCAUCACAUCCUGGGAGCACAAACGAUACAGCACGUCUCUAAAGGGAUAACGAAGUGUUAACUCAGACAUAGAUUUCCUUUACAAAUAAUAAUGAUAAAUAAAAAUAAGAGUGUCCUCCACCUGUGAGUGUCAUCAUUAUGAAAUAACACAGGCUUAAAUGAGCCAGAUGGUUUCCACUGGUGGCACUGAGUGACUGGGUGCCUCAAUAUUUGCAUAAGAAAUACUAUUACAGUGGUACCUCGGGUUAAGUACUUAAUUCAUUCUGCAGGUCCGUUCUUAACCUGAAAUCGUUCUUAACCUGAGGUACCACUUUAGCUAAUGGGGCCUACUGCUGCUGCCGCGCUGCUGGAGCACGAUUUCUGUUCUCAUCCUGAAGCAAAGUUCUUAACCCGAGGUACUAUUUCUGGGUUAGCAGAGUCUCUAACCUGAAGCGUCUGUAACCUGAAGCGUAUGUAACCUGAGGUACCACUGUAUUAUUAUUAAUUGAGUUUAUAUACCACCUUAUACCUGGAGAUCUCAGGGCGGUUCACAGAAAAGAUCACAACAUAUACAGUGGUACCUCAAGUUACAAACGCCUCAGGUUACAUACGCUUCAGGUUACAAACUCCACUAACCUGGAAGAGUUACCUUGAGUUGAGAACUUUGCCCCAGGAUGAGAAUGGAAAACGUGUGCCAGCGGCACAGCAGCAGCAAGAGGCCCCAUUAGCGAAAGCACGCCUCUUGUUAAGAACAAUUUCAGGUUAAGAACAGACCUCCGGAAAGAAUUAAGUUUGUAACUAGAGGUACCACUGUAUAAUCAGAAUAAAAACAACAACCCAAUAACACACACCCAGAAAAGAGCCACAUUUUAGAAGGCUAUAGGAUGUCAAACAGAUCAACCAAAGGCCUGGUUAAAAAGGAACAUUUUUGCCUGGAGCCUAAAGGUGUAUAAUGAAGGUGCCAGGUGAACUUCAUGCUAUAUAUGUUUCCUAGCUGGAAACUCUUUGACUUUAAGGUAAGAAGGUGCCGUGGGGCAGGGAGAGAUAUGGUGUUGGGGUGGGGGCUCCAGCCAGGGGAACUGAUCUGCCUGUCUCUCUGAACCUCAGUGGUCCUUCCCCCCCAGGGUCACAUAAGCCGCCUCAAGGACUUGGUGUCACCCAAGUAUUCUUUCUUGUGGAUCCGGCCCUCCGUGCCUCACGAGGAGCUGCAAACCAUUUCAGCAGAGGCAGACAAAAUAGGAAGGCUGGUUCUCAGGUGAGUUGCCCCGGACCUUGCCUGUUUGUUUGUUUUUUAACCCAUUGGGAUGUUGCAGCCACCUAGAGGUCUGGCCUCCUCCACCUUCCUCCUCACCUGAGUGACAGCAGGUACUUUCCAUGCUGGAGUAAGCGCUUGUUUUCAGCCGGUCUCCCUCAUAUGGUAAAUAAACAGUAGAACCUUACAUUAUCUCAGCUGGUAAAGUAUGAAACUCUUAAUCUCAGGGUUGUGGGUUUGAGCCCCACGUUGGGCAAAAGAUUCCCCCACAUUUGAGCCCCAUAUUGGGCAUUGCAGGGGGUUGGACUAGAUGACCCUCGUGGUCCCUUCCAAGUCUACAAUUCUAUGACUCUUGCCACAUGAAGGGUCUUCUGCAAGUGAAACAACCUGCCCUGCAUAAUGGAUAUGAUAAAUCACUUGGCAGUAGCUUUUCCAAGUGAAAACUGAGCCACAGUUUAGAAAAACGAGUUUAAAGUAAUAUCCUUUCUUCUUCUUCUUUUCUUCCCAAAGGUUGCUGGAACAGCCGGUGGCUGCUCUGACCCCAGAGGAGCUGGGCAAAGACCUGAGGCGGCUUCAGGAGCAGAUAAGUGGGACCCAGUACAGUGGCAUGAUGAGACUUCUCCGCUUGGCCCUCAGUGGCCAGAAGGUAAAUUUCCCCUGGCCCUGCUUCCCAAAUCUCAUCAUCUGAAUUGCUCUGCUUUGAAAGCCAAUAGCUGGCUUGGCUUUGCUAAUGGACCUCAGUGGUAGUUGCUGCAUCUCUUUAAAAUAAUCGAAAGAGCCAUCCUGGUAGACAGCCUAUCAGUUAAAUCAGUGAAAUCAGUUAACACGGAUGGACCAUUCCUGACAAUUAAUAAUGAAAAAGUAUGAGCAAAAACCCACAGGUCAAGCUAGAGCUAGAAUAAAACCAAGAAUAAGUAUGGAUAGCUCAGUUGGUUAGAGCAUGGUGCUGACAAUGCCAAAGUUGCAGGUUCCAUUCAGGGACAGCUGCAUAUUCCUGCAUUGCAGGGGAUUGGACUAGACGAUCCUCUGGGUCCCUUCCAACUCUAUGAUUCUGUGAGCCCUCCCCACACCCCGAGGCAUGCCCUGAUCAGCAAGUCUUUACUUGGCGCCUGAAUGGCAACAUGAAGAUGCCAGCUAAACACCUAAUACAGGUUGCCAGUUUUUAAAAUGUUGUUCCAUUUAUUGGGCAGCGCUGAAAUCAUAGGAAGCUGCCUUCAGAUGUCUUCUAAAAGUCACAUACUUGUUUAUUUCCUUGACAUCUGGUGGGAGGGUGUUCCACAGGGCGGGCGCCACCACCAAGAAGGCCCUAUGCCUGGUUCCCUGUAAGCUCACUUCUUCCAGUGAGGGAAUCGCCAGAAGGCCCUCGGAGCUGGACCUCAGUAUCCGGGCUGAACGAUGGAGGUGGAGACGCCCCUUCAGGUAUACUGGGCCGAUGUUGUUUACUCAGGAGGAGUGGUGGUACUGUAGCUACAAAGGUUGUAGAGCACUCCAUCAAUGGAAUUGUGGUAUGAAUAUGGAAGAGGGAGUGAUGUAAUGGAGGCCUCUCAGACUCUAGCUUCCACAGAGCUUCAGGAGCUCCGGUUUUCAAGUAGGGAGGUGUUCCUUCCCAGUUAGCAGGGGCUCCCCCUCCCUUUCUGGAGUAACCUCCCUGUCCAUUUCAGGAAGGACCCAGCGUUGCUGAGAUGAUGGUCUCCUUGGGGCCCAGAGAGGCCAGCGCACGGAUCCAGAGAGCCCUUUGCAGCUGACCUGUUGAAGCAAAACAGCCAACCAAACUUUCAAUAGAGCUUGCAUGUCAAGCCUUCCACGAAGCUCAGACACCUUCCUGUGGACUGCAGAGCAUCCCACAGCCACGGACUUGACCCCUUCUCUCUCUCUCUUUAAAAGUGCUCUGGGGUUGGCAGCCUGGCAUUGGCACUGAGACCCUAAGGGGAUUUCCGGUUCUAGUUGAGUCUGACGUGGCAUUAAUAAAGAAAGCAAAAACACUGGCUGGAGGUCAAAGUGCUGCUGUGAUCGCUUUCCACGUGGCCUCGCAGCCAUUGUCACCCCGCUGGGCAUUCCUUCAGGACUGGGGAGCAGCCUCAACCUUGGAAGCCACAGGAGAGUGAGCCAAACCGAAAGUCCAGUUCCAUAGAAUUCAAAGGGUAUUUUUAUUGCAUUACAAUCUCAGAGAUAAUUAAUUGCAGUAGAUUGGACUAGAUGACCCUUGGGGACUUUCCCCACUCUACAAUUCUCUGGUUCUAUGAAAAGGAGCAAUAAAAUACAAUUGAAAAUCAAUAUGAAUCUUUAAUGUGACGUUUGCACCAUCAUCAGCCAUAAAUCCACAGAGAUGUGUGGUCCUGCUGGGUGUUACAGCAUCUCUUGUGCUCAGCCUAGUCUCUCUGCCCAGGGCUGGAUUAACCAUUAAGCAAAAUAAGCAUGUGCUUAGGGCAUCAAGGGAAGGAGGACACCAUAGGAAUUUCCCCUUGGUGCAGCUGAACACAAACAUCAUUUCUACAACUAUGCAAAAAUAAACAUUACUUUCCAUCUUA